This is a messenger RNA of Abrus precatorius (Indian licorice), 594 nucleotides long. RefSeq lists its product as uncharacterized. The record is from RefSeq and is a predicted model, not a curated record. Lineage: Eukaryota; Viridiplantae; Streptophyta; Magnoliopsida; Fabales; Fabaceae. The transcript has a single exon. The coding region runs from base 1 to 594 and encodes 197 amino acids.
AUGGGAAACCAAAUAUCAUUUCGUGGCUCAGAUGGCACGGGGAAAAUAGUGUAUUGGGACGGUUCGGUUCAACAAUUUGACGAACCACUAACGGUGGCAGAGCUCAUGUUGGAGCACCCACAACAGGUGGUGGUUGAGUUCCAUUCAGCUGUGAACCAGAAAAGGCCAACACCAUUACCAGCUGACAAGAAGCUUGAGAUGAAGAAAACCUACGUAAUGCUUCCAGUGAAGCCAGGGAAGCCUGUGGGAUUGAGUAGUGAAGAUAGUCGACGCAUGAUCUUGAUCGUUGAUUCUGCUUUGCAUUCUAACUAUCUCAUGCGUUCUUCUGGCUUUCUUCCUUGGUUUGCACGGUUAUUCCAUCCAGGGAAUGCCUCAAUUGGGGAUGCUGCAAUGUUAAAGGUGGAGAAUGUGGAAGAGAGGUACGGUUUUUCUGAGCUUUUACAAGAAACGAUUGAAGGGAGGCCUGAAUAUAUGAGUAGGCAGUUAUCAGGGAAAGGGUGGAAGCCUAGCUUGGACACUAUUAAGGAGAAGAAGGUUAAGAGAAAAAUGCUUCGUUGGUUGUUUCUAAAGAGUUUUAGUGGUUCAGAAAUUUAA